This is a messenger RNA of Cladocopium goreaui, 882 nucleotides long. The record is from the annotation of a GenBank genome assembly. Lineage: Eukaryota; Dinophyceae; Suessiales; Symbiodiniaceae.
CGUGCGCCGCGCGGAACGGCACCCUGUGGGCCACGCGGGCUUCAGCCCGCGCGCCAUCGCGCCAUGCCUCUGCCUGUAGUGCUAAGCAGCUGCGUGGAUGCCAUCAGCAAUCGCUUGGAAGAGCUUGUGUGUCAUUGCCAAGAACUUCAUCGCGAAAAUCAGACUUUGCAGAUGGAGAAUGCCUCUCUGAGACUGCAACAGGCUGGAGCGGCCGAUCGAAGACCGCAGGUGCCUUUACUGGUGCUGCCUCCAGAGGUGCAAACCUUGGAGGCCCGAGUGAAGGAGGUCUUCUUGGAGCCCGAGCAAUCCAUAGAGCUGCCCAGUGCCGCAGGCCCAUCACCGGAUACUUCCAUCAUGCUGUCCGGGGACCCGGAGGAUUCUGCUCAGCUCGGUGCGACCACCUCCCAUGGCCACUCCGCCAUGGAGACAGUGCUGGGCUGCAAGAGGACUCUGGAAGCUUCCGACAGCAGUGUGGAGCAGCUGAAGGCCGUCCUGCAGGAGCUGCGAAAUCUUGGAGAGUUGUCCACCAAAGUGUUGGCCGAGACAAAGAUUGGCCUCGCGGUGAAUCAGCUCAGCAAGGCAAGUCAUGGAAGUGAGGAACUUCGCGACAUGGCCAAGUGCUUGGUGCAAGACUGGAAGCAGCUGCAUCGCAAGAGGAAAGGCGUCGCUGAAAGCGAGAGCCCCAAGAAAGCUGCCAGAGGGGCACCAGUCGCGCCUGAAACUCCAAAAAAAGCACCUCCAGUGACUGGAGCCAGACUCAAGGUGCUCGAAAAACUUCAAGAUGCUUUGAAGGAGGCAUCGCUUCGUUGUGGUUCAGUCGAAGCUGUGUCAGUUGAAGAUUUUGCCGGGCAACUCGAAGAGGAGCCACUGUCGACGAUUUAG